AUGGGAACCUGGUAUGGUUAUGAGAAAAUUGAAGCAUACACAAGUGCCAGUAUGGAUAAAACUGAGACACCUUCCUAUGGAAUUCUGGACGACGGACGGAUUGAGUAUUGUAGUGGUUUGGGUAGGCCUUUAUACCCUGAUGCAAUAACGAGGGCAUGCACGAGACUGGAUUUCGCUCGUGUAUGCGUGAUGAUCGAUGUUAAUCAGACAUUAACAAAUCAUAUUAUUAUAAUGACGCCAGAUGAGGAGGGUGGGGAAACCCCAUGCAAGAUUGAUAUUGAGUAUGAAUGGCUCCCCCCUAAAUGCACAGGAUGCCUGACACUGGGUCACUCGGUGAAGGAUUGUUCAAUGAAAAAAACUCAGAAACAUACAAAGCCGCCGGUUAAAGUGUAUGUACCUAAAUCCAACGUCCCUCCUCCACCUAAACCCAAGGAGCAACAAAAGAAACAUGAUUUUGUAGUUGAGGUGGAUAAAGUACCAAAGAAAAAUCAUGGUGUUGAACAGGAAGAACGAGAAACGUCAUCACAUAAAGAGAAAGAAACUCGUGUUCGUAUCAAUAAUGCUUUGAAUAUUCAGUCGUUUUUGCUUCCUCAUUGGAAAUGGUUUAUUGAUUAUGCAUCUGUGGGUAACCGUAUUUUGGUAGCGUGGGAUGCAAAUGUUGUUGAUGUUCAUAUACUUGAUUCAAGGAAUCAACUUAUGCAUUGUCGUGUCACUAAUAGGACUGACAGUAAAUCGCUCAUUAUUACUAUCGUUUAUGGUGCCUCUGAGAUGAUUGAUCGUAGGAACUUAUGGACUAUUCUGGAAACAUUGGCACAUGAACACUCGGACGAGCCCUGGCUAGUAGGGGGGGACUUUAAUGCAGUCCGAGAAAUGAAUGAGGUAUGUGGAAUUUCUGGUGAUAUUAGGAUGGCCAUGGAAGAAUUCAAUGCCGGUAUUCAGGAGGCCGGGUUAAUACCUUUGCCUAUGCAGGGUGAAUGGUAUACCUGGCAUAAUUGCAACACGAACUCGCAGAGUCUUUGGAAGAGAUUGGAUCGUAUCCUUAUUAAUGAUAGAUGGUUCGCACGAUUUCCUUCCUCUAGUUAUCAUAGCCUUUUGUCGCGAACUUCUGACCACUCGCCGCUAGUACUACAUGGAGAUACACAAAAUCAAACAAGAGUAGGGAUGUUUCGAUUUGAUAACUACCUUACACGCUCACCUGAAUUCAUUCCCAAUGUACAGAAUAUUUGGCAGCAUAGAAUCAUUGGGACUCCUAUGUUUGCGGUAACACAUAAACUUAAAGCUUUGAAACCGGUCUUUAGAGAACAAAGGAGGAAGAAGGGGGGCUUAACACUCAAUGUUCAACUAGCCAAAGGAUUUCUUGAUGAGGCACAAGAUCUGGUGAGAUAUGAUAGACAGAACGAAGUACUUUUACAGUUAGAACACUGUUGCCGAAUAGUAUAUGCUAAAGCAGUAAAACAGGAGCAAAUCAUGAUGCAACAACGAGCCAAUGCAGUGGAUGAAAGGAGGUGA
Sesamum indicum (sesame) is the source of this 1509-nucleotide messenger RNA. RefSeq lists its product as uncharacterized. Lineage: Eukaryota; Viridiplantae; Streptophyta; Magnoliopsida; Lamiales; Pedaliaceae. Gene Ontology annotation, molecular function: catalytic activity. The record is from RefSeq and is a predicted model, not a curated record.